AUGAGUGAGGUUACUGAAACUUUUUCAUUCAAUCAUUUGGCCUAUCUGGUCUUUGAAUCAGUCUUACAAGUUGUUAUUAUCGCGGUAGUGGGUUUCUGGAGUGCGUACGCCGGCCUACUUCCGAAAAGUGCUCAGAAGGUGAUUUCAGCGAUUAAUGUUGAUCUGUUUACGCCAUGUCUGAUCUUCAGCAAGCUUGCGAGGUCGUUGUCGAUGGCCAAGAUACUGGAGAUCUCGGUCAUCCCGCUUUUCUUUGCGGUGAGCACCGGUGUGUCGUACCUCUCGGGUAAAAUAAUGGCUAGGUUUCUGCAGCUGGAUACAGACGAAACGAAUUUUGUGGUGGCCAACUCGAUUUUUGGUAACAGUAACUCGCUGCCGGUUUCAUUGACGCUUUCUUUGGCUUAUACGCUGCCUGGGUUGACCUGGGACCAGAUCCCCAACGACAGCAGGGACAAUGUGGCGUCGAGAGGUAUCCUGUACCUGUUGAUAUUUCAACAGAUUGGACAGAUGCUGAGGUGGAGUUGGGGCUACAACGUUUUGCUGCGCUGGUCUGGUGAGAAUCCUGAAAACAUGCCACCAUCGCAACUGGCCGCGCAUAUGGAGAGUGGCAGAUUUGGCGAAGACGAGGCCGAAUCGACUAUGGUCUCGGAAAUUGACACUAGUCUCGUUAGCUCCAACUCUUUCUGGUCCAAAACGUGGUCUAAAACUGUCUAUUUGAUCAAUGGGUUUAGAAGUUACUUGAAUCCGCCUCUUUAUGCCAUGAUCGUCUCCGUGAUAGUGGCCUCCAUUCCACCUGUGCAGCAUGAAUUCUUCCAAAAGGAUGGGUUUGUCAACAAUACUUUCUCCGAGGCUGUCGCCCAGCUGGGUUCCGUGUCGAUUCCUUUGAUCAUCAUUGUCCUCGGCUCCAACCUGUUCCCUUCAGACGAUACGUUCAGAAAGACGCACAAGCAUAAAAAGUUAGUCAUUGGGUCCAUUGUUGGUCGUAUGAUUUUGCCAUCCUGUUUUCUGCUCCCGAUCAUCGCUGUGGCAGUCAAGUACAUUAACGUUAGCAUCUUGGAUGACCCUAUCUUCCUUGUUGUUGGGUUCCUACUUACGGUUUCGCCUCCAGCAAUUCAGUUGACUCAAAUUACUCAAAUCAAUGAGUUUUUCGAAGCUGAAAUGGCAAGCAUUUUGUUCUGGGGUUAUGCCGUGUUGAGUUUACCCGUUAGUAUCGUUGUGGUCUCUGCGGCGAUCUACGUGUUACAAUGGGCCAACAUCAGCCAUUAA
Torulaspora globosa is the source of this 1263-nucleotide messenger RNA. RefSeq lists its product as uncharacterized. The coding region runs from base 1 to 1263 and encodes 420 amino acids. Gene Ontology annotation, cellular component: membrane; endoplasmic reticulum. The record is from RefSeq and is a predicted model, not a curated record. Lineage: Eukaryota; Fungi; Ascomycota; Saccharomycetes; Saccharomycetales; Saccharomycetaceae. The transcript has a single exon. Gene Ontology annotation, biological process: transmembrane transport.